AUGACAGGCGCCGAAGAUGUAAGGGGUGCAAUUGAGUUGCGCGCACAUAUUUCAGAAUUAUUAAGCACCGGAGGUUUCAAAGCUCACAAAUGGCAUUCGAAUUCUCCGGAGGUUGUAUCCUUAACGCCACAAAAUGAGAAAAUGUCUUUUAUUCUCAGUAUUGAUGACAAAACUGCUAUCAAGGCUCUCGGAUUAGAAUGGAAUCCGGAUGAGGACAAUUUUAAAUUCACUGUGCGUAAACUCGCAUCCUCUAUAACGAAACGACAAGUACUUUCUGCAAUAAGUAGGCUGUUUGAUCCUCUUGGACUAAUUGGGCCAAUACUAACUAGAGCGAAGCUGUUAAUGCAGGAAACAUGGCGAAUUGAUCGCGAUUGGGAUGAGCGACUUCCUGAUGAAUUUCUCGUUAAAUGGGAGGAAUUCAAGGUCGAAUUAAGUUCGUUAAAAACUCUAUGCAUUCCGAGACGUGUUAUUGCAUGUGAUAAAGCUCAGCGAUUAUUCCUUCAUGGAUUCUGCGACGCUUCAGAACGAGCCUAUGGCGCUUGCGUAUAUAUACAAACGGAAGAUUACCGAGGAGAGCUUAGUUCUCGAAUACUGUGUUCAAAAUCGCGAGUAGCUCCGAUAAAGACAACAACGUUACCUCGAUUAGAGUUAUGUAGUGCCGUCCUAUUAACACGAUUAGUAGUUCUUCGAGCCCUCAAAAUACCGAUUAAGAACGUAAGAAUGUGGUCUGACUCCAUGGUCGUGUUACAUUGGAUACGCGGCGAUGUGUCACGAUGGGAAUCUUUUGUCGCAAAUAGGGUAACCGAGAUCAACGAAACCAUACCAGCGGUAACCUGGGGUCAUGUAAGUGGCAAGGAAAAUCCAGCAGAUGUGCUAUCUAGGGGCACUAGUCCUCGGCUACUUGAGAAGCUACAAUCAUGGUGGGUGGGACCGCCUUGGUUGCUCGAUAAAGGAGUGUUAACGAAAAAUCAACGAGAGUUCGACUUAUCGCCAGAUGCUUGCAAACUGAUAUUCAUUGAAGAGCGCAAGAAGGGACAAAUUUGCCACGUUGCUACUGGAGGUCAACAACUCAUCGCAAAUUUACUUAAUACCUUCUCGUCAUUAACGAGGAUUGAGCGAGUAAUCACUUAUUGUCGACGAUUCAUAUUGAAUGCAAGAAGGAAGCCACAGGAUCGAAUCUUGAGUUCUUUGUCAGUGCAGGAGCUGUGUGAGGCACGUCGUGUUCUUAUCCGUUAUGUACAAGCGAAUCACUUUGCCAAGGAACUUUCGGAUUUGAAGAGCAAUCGUAAUAGCAAAUCUUCAAGCAAGAUUGCAUCCUUGAUGCCCUUUCUCGACAAUCAAGACAUCAUCAGAGUAGGCGGUCGUCUGCAGCAAAGUUGUUUAAGUUUUGAACGCAAACACCCUAUUUUACUACCAAUAGGGGAUCGUUUCACGAAAUUACUGGUUGAGAGAGAACAUAAGCGUCUUCUUCAUGCAAACCAACAAUUAUUGUUAUAUUCCAAUCGACAACGAUACUGGAUUUUAAAUGGAAGAGCACUGACGCGGCAAGUGUGUCGUCAAUGCAUACGCUGUUUUAAAACGCAGCCCCACGAAACCUUUCAAAUGAUGGGAAAUCUACCAGAAUGUCGUGUUCAGCCAAGCCGAUGUUUUUACGUUACAGGAGUUGAUUUUGCAGGACCGAUCAUCACGCUGGUUAACAAGGGUCGUGGACGGAAAACAAAUAAAUCUUACAUCACUUUAUUCGUUUGUUUUGCGACCAAGGCGAUUCAUUUGGAAGUCACGAGUGAGUUGUCAACCGCUGCCUUUAUGGCGACUCUACGUCGAUUCGUGAGCAGAAGAGGAUGUCCGCAUACUAUAUGGAGCGAUAAUGGUACAAACUUCGUUGGUGCCAACAGAGAAUUGACAGAAAUACAGCAGUUCAUAAGAUCUCAAGUCAUAGAUGAGGCAGGAGACAUGCUUACUAACGAAGGGAUCAAUUGGCGAUUUCUUCCUCCAAACUCUCCCCACAUGGGAGGCUUCUGGGAAGCUGGAAUAAAAUCAUGCAAAUAUCAUCUCAAACGAGUAAUGGGAAACGUAAUGUUCACCUUUGAAGAAAUAACGACUACACUUGCUCAAAUCGAAGCUUGUCUUAAUUCAAGACCUUUAUCACCUUUAUCUUCUGAUCCAACUGAUUUGGAGCCACUCACGCCAGCUCACUUUAUGGUUGGAGGACCAUUGACAAGUGCGCCUGAUGUUGACGUGACCGACGUUGCCGUAAACCGGUUGACUCGAUGGCAGUUAAUACAAAGAAUUACCCAAGACUUUUGGAAACGGUGGGCGGUAGAAUAUCUCUCUAAUUUGCAACAGCGAACUAAAUGGAAAUUUCCUCAGGAAAAUGUAAAGGUCAAUGACUUGGUAGUAAUUCGCGAAAGGGAUAUCCUUCCAUGGAAGUGGAAGCUAGGACGCGUGAUAGAAUUACACGCUGGUAAGGAUGGCUUGGUCCGCGUCGCAUCCAUGCGUACGAUGAACGGUGUUGUAAAACGUGCAAUUAACAAGUUAUGUAAAUUACCUGUUGAUUCAGCUAAAAAUUAG
Molecule: messenger RNA, 2571 nt
Organism: Odontomachus brunneus
Lineage: Eukaryota; Metazoa; Arthropoda; Insecta; Hymenoptera; Formicidae
Exons: 1
Coding region: 1-2571 (856 amino acids)
Biological process (GO): DNA integration
Molecular function (GO): nucleic acid binding
Source: RefSeq, a predicted model, not a curated record